AUGUUUUCUAAUAAGGUCCGCCAAUGGUUAGGAGUAAAUUUCGAAGGGUGUUCAGGCGGAACACUAGUGAGCUCGCAAUUGGGAGAUUUUCAUUUGUCGGGAAAUGCACUGAAUUACCUGCUUGUGGGUCCUCUGAGUCAGAAUAUUGGAUUGGAAAAGAAUAAUGUCAAUUCUAGAAGCCAGCCUGAGCUCACCAAUUUUAGCGACACAGUGGAUAACUUAAGUCACCCAGCUGAGAUUAUGAGCCAGCCAGAAUCAAAUACGACCCAUUCGGCAAUUAUGAGCCAACCGGUUGCAAGAUCUUUAAGCAUGCUUAGUCCUCAUCUAACCCAAACAUUGAGUCAAUUAUCUAGCCAGCCCAUUGAAGCAACGACACAACUUAAAUCCAUCAGCCAACUGAUGGGCCCGGCCGUGAGUCAGUCUUGGGAUCAAGACUCCGAAUCACAUAAUCCGAGCAAUUCUGUUCUUGCUGCUCGUUUGAUAACUGAAUUCUCUGAAGCAUUGAACCAAACGGCGUUGAAUCAAGCAGAGUCACAGUCCUGUAGAGACUUAUUGUCCUACCCAAGCUAUGCAAAUCCCCUUUCACUUUUGAUAGGGGCUACGGAGAUGCAAAAUGAGAUUGACACCCAAUGCAGCCAACAGGACUCAAUGUUUCAGUCAACUCAGAUCGGUUUCAGUAAUUCUCAAACAUCUAUUAUCUCACCAGAGUUACCAAAGGCUGCAAAUCCUCGGUCUUCUGCAGCAGCUAUUACCCGAGAAGAAAUCGAAGACGCUUUGGCAAACAGCUCCAUCUCUAAACACCGCUCCCAAAAGAGAGAACGCGAUUCCUGUAAAGCAAGCAAAUUUGAGUCAAAAAUUGCUGGCGCCAUAAAGGAGGUCAUAAGAAUCGAUGAUUCUAUUUACGAUUUGAGCGACCAACAGCUAUCUUUAAAAAUUUGCCGAGUAAUGAAGAGCAGAAGCUUUCUCCGCUUGGUCAAAAGGGUUGACACUCUUAUAAAAUCACUACCAGAACAACAUGAAUGA
Sungouiella intermedia is the source of this 1023-nucleotide messenger RNA. NCBI's taxonomy places the organism in Eukaryota, Fungi, Ascomycota, Pichiomycetes, Serinales, Metschnikowiaceae. The record is from the annotation of a GenBank genome assembly.